CGGGGGCAGCGCGCAGCGGCGCUGAGGCCGCGGCCGGGGGAGAACGAUGGCCAAAUGGCUGAACAAAUACUUCAGCCUGGGCAAUAGCAAGACCAAGAGCCCUCCGCAGCCCCCGCGGCCCGACUACCGGGAGAAGCGCAACGGUGUCGGCGGCGCGCCCCGCCCCGAGGGGCCGCCGCACCUCCACCUCCACCAUCACACCUCGCCCGGCUUUUCGCGCCGCCGCCUGCGCGACGACACCAGCGACCUGCUCCGCGCCUACCGCGCCCAGAAGGACCGCGACUUCGAGGACCCCUACAGCGGGCCCGGCUCGUCCCUGCGCAAGCUGCGCGCCAUGUGCCGUCCGGACUACUCGGCUCCCGAGGACCUGGGCGAGGCGGCCCUCAAGGCUUCCUCCUCCUCCUCCUCCUCGUCGUGCUGCGCCACGCCUCCGACCACCGGCUCCCCGCAUCUCUUCCGCAGCCACAGCGAGCGCCGCCCGGCGACACCGCCCGACGUGAAGUACAUCUCCCCCAAGCACCGGCUCAUCAAGGUGGAGAGCGGCGGUGGCGGCAGCGACGGCGUGGGCAAGAAGCUCCACAAGGGCUCCAAGCAGCCGGCGACUUCUGCCCCCUCUGCUGUGAAAGAUAAGGUCUUGAUAGCUGAUGACUACUCAGAUCCGUUUGAUGCCAAAAGUGAGUUGAACAGAAUGGGAAAAGGAGAGAACACGGGCUACAUGGAACCGUACGAAGCCCAGAGAAUAAUGGCUGAGUUUCAACAGCAGGAAGGCAUGAAGUCCCAUCAGAAAAACAUGCAGCUCUAUGACACGCCCUAUGAACCAGAAGGCAGCGGUGUGGAAUCUGAUUCUGAAAGUGUGGUGAGUCACCGUUUACGAGAAAGCAAAUUGCCACAGGAUGACGACAGGCCUGCAGAUGAGUAUGAUCAGCCAUGGGAGUGGAACAAAGUCACCAUCCCAGCUUUGGCAGCCCAAUUUAAUGGAAGUGGGAAACGGCAAGCAUCUCCUUCUCCCUCAAAUGACCAUCACAGGCAAUUAAGAGCACCUGGAGGAGGCUUUAAACCCAUCAAACAUGGCAGUCCAGAAUUUUGUGGGAUCCUGGGAGAGAGAAUAGAUCCAGCUGUUCAACUGGAAAAGCAGAUAUGGUAUCAUGGAGCAAUCAGUCGGACAGAUGCAGAAAACCUGUUACGUUUAUGUAAAGAGUGUAGCUACCUUGUAAGAAACAGUCAAACAAGCAAGCAUGACUAUUCUCUUUCACUGAAGAGCAGUCAAGGUUUUAUGCAUAUGAAACUGAUGAAAACCAAAGAGAAAUACAUCCUGGGCCAGAACAGCCCUCCCUUUGACAGUGUUCCUGAAGUCAUCCACUACUACACCACAAAAAAGCUGCCUAUCAAAGGAGCAGAGCACUUGUCCUUGCUCUACCCUGUGGCUGUGCGGACACUCUAAUAACCUUGUCUCACCCCUUCCUGUGGAUGGGAGGUGAGAGGUAAGAUGGGUUGCACUGAAUUCAUUGCCAGAAUUCAGAGUUUGAGUCUAUGAGGGAGAGUGGCAACGUUUAGUCUUGUGAAUGUGGACUCUGCAGAGUUGUAUAUGGGACUGUGUAUAUGAUACUCUUGUGCUGAAGCAUGCCUCUAGAACUGUGUUGCUACAUAAGAGAAAGAAAACUUAUUUUAGUGCAAGGAGAGCAGAUAACCUUCCCAGACCUUCUAUGUGAACGAAAGUGCUUCCCAACAAAAGUUGUUUCAUUGUGUUUUGAGAAGAACUAACAAGAUCUUCUCAGCAGUAAAAAACCAACACCACCUAUUCUCUUGCUACCCUGAGAAACUUCCCCAUGAGAAAGAGUAACCUUACUCUGAGGGAUCCUAACAUGUUCUUGAUGGACCUGAGAAGAGCUGCUUAGCAGACAAGUCUCUGGCUCUGGUCACUUAGAUUGAUGGGUUUGGGAUUUUUUAGUGCAGUUUCUUGGGGUAGUCAGAUGUUGAACUCCUUAAAGACACACA
Molecule: messenger RNA, 1995 nt
Organism: Empidonax traillii (willow flycatcher)
Lineage: Eukaryota; Metazoa; Chordata; Aves; Passeriformes; Tyrannidae
Gene: SHB
Product: SH2 domain containing adaptor protein B
Exons: 6
Coding region: 47-1441 (464 amino acids)
Molecular function (GO): phosphotyrosine residue binding
Source: RefSeq, a predicted model, not a curated record